Molecule: messenger RNA, 1885 nt
Organism: Sebastes umbrosus (honeycomb rockfish)
Lineage: Eukaryota; Metazoa; Chordata; Actinopteri; Perciformes; Sebastidae
Gene: antxr2b
Product: ANTXR cell adhesion molecule 2b
Exons: 16
Coding region: 513-1757 (414 amino acids)
Cellular component (GO): membrane
Molecular function (GO): signaling receptor activity
Source: RefSeq, a predicted model, not a curated record
CCUCUCACCACCUCCUCAGAUUUUAGAGAUAUUUAUUUAUACUAUAAAUAGCCUCAGAAAAUAUGGAAUAAUACAAAACUUUAUAUAGCACAGUCCAAAACCAAGUGUAAAACUGCUCCACAGGCAAGCAAGGCAUAUUAAAUUUACCACAGUCAGAUAUAAACGAAUGAAAAAAAGACUUUUUUAAACACGGAGGAGUCUUUAUAGGUCUUUAAAUUAUAGUACAAACAGAACUAGUGAGUAAAAAAGUAGGCCAUGACUAUUUCGGGCAGCAGGCAUCAUAAUACAAGGCAACCAACUGCUCCAAAACCCCUCUGUGUAACGGGGCAGAGGGUGUGUUAGUGUGAUAUCUUUAGGUUUAAUAACGGGUUGCUAAAUAUGAGAGCGAAAACUUCCAGCCAGAUGUGGAAGUUGGUGCUAACCACAACAGACAAGUCCUGUACCCCUUCACAGCCUGGGAGGGGAGAGCGAGGAAGUAACAGUGACGAAGUUAUUGGGUUCAUAAUCCCAGGAUGAGGGUUUCCUACAUCGUCUUUUCAGCCAGAGCAGUUGUAAUUCUGCCACUAACCGGAGACAGGUCUAAGAUAGACGAGGGUUUGGAGAAGCUGAGCCAGAUCAAACCUGCUGGUGAAACUUACAUGCACGAAGGCAUGAAAGCAGUGUCGGAGCAGAUGAAGACUCAAACUUCGCCGUCGUCCAGCAUCAUCAUCGCUCUGACUGAUGGCAAGCUGGAGGUCUUCCCCUAUGAACUGACUGUACAGGAGGCUGACAGAGCCAGAGGCUUUGGAGCCAGAGUGUACUGCGUCGGGGUCAUGGACUUUGACCACAAACAGCUUGCUGAUAUAGCAGACGGCACAGAGCAAGUCUUCCCGGUGCUGACCGGGUUUCACGCCCUCAAAGACAUCGUCAACUCGAUCCUGAAGCAGACGUGCGCAGACGUAUUCACAAUAGAGCCGUCGAGUGUUUGUGUGAAUGAGUCUUUCAGCGUGGUGCUGAGGGGCAGUGGCUUCAGUGGAUCCAGGAGGACAGACAACAUACUCUGCACCCUCACUGUCAAUGAAAAAACAUACGACCAGAAGCCACAAGUAGUUCGAGACGGCUAUCUGCUGUGUCCAGCUCCCGUUCUGCAAGAGGUCGGACAAUCAAUGGAAGUGCUGGUCAGCCUGAACAACGGAAAAUCCUACAUCUCCAGUCCCAUCACCAUCUAUGCUACGACAUGUUCAGAUGGGACCUGGGCGCUCUGGUUGCUGUUGGCUCUGCUGCUGUUACUGGCUCUGGCUUUAUUCUGGUGGUUCUGGCCUCUCUGCUGCACUGUGGUGAUCAGAGACCCACCCCCGUCUCGGCCACCUCCUCCACCUCCUGUCAUUGAGCCAGAAGAAGCUCUUUCACCCAAACACAGGUGGCCUACAGUGGACGCUUCAUACUAUGGAGGCAGAGGUCCUGGAGGAAUCCAACGCAUGGAGGUGCGUUGGGGGCAGAGUGGGUCCACAGAGGAAGGGUCACGGCUAACGAAAGCCAAAAAUGCUGUGGUCACCAUGCCGGAGGGAGCGGAUGAACCCAUGGUGCCCCGACCCCCGCCACGACCUCCUCCGGUCUACAACCCCCCGCCACAGUCCAAAUGGUACACUCCUAUCAAGGGGCGUUUUGAUGCAUUGCGGGCAUUAAUGAGGAGACAGUAUGACAGAGUGGCGAUCAUGAGGCCGACAUCUCAGGACAAGGGCCGCUGCAUUAACUUCACCAGAGUUCAGAGUCACUGAUGUUUAAACAUGAGGAUCAAGACUUUUCACUUUAUUCCAAAGAUUUGGCCAAAGAUGACUGGCAUGUACACCCACGAGAUUAUUGUUUGGAUUCCAUGUGUUUUUGUAAAUAAAUGUCUUUACUUAUA